GCUUUACGCACUUCACGUGUGGCGUGAAAUCGCCGACUUCGGACGAGACGGAGCGGUACAUUUCUCCCUCGUUGUGUCCCCAUGUUUACUACAAAACUCAUCGUACCUUUCCCGAAGUCGACAUUCAGGUUUUUCAAGCGCGCUUCUCUUGCGCGGCCAUGUCUAACACGAAACCACGGCACCAAGGAAGCGUUCAAACAGCUUCUACAACGAGCUAUCAUCCAGGAAGUUCAUCCACCCGAAAACGAUAAAGUUGCCGAGCUGUUGUGCACGAAGCAGUGCGUCUACUGCGGUUUCGAUCCGACGGCCGACUCUCUUCAUGUUGGCAACCUUUUGGCCAUCGUGUUGAUGCUGCACAUGCAGAGAAUGGGCCAUGACGUCAUUGCCGUGAUUGGCGACUCAACGGCUCAAGUUGGCGAUCCCAGCGGUCGGCUCACGGAGCGCGACAAAAUGGCCGAGGACGUCAUCGAAAAGAACGUUGCCGGUCUUCGCUACAACCUGGAGACGGUGUUUACGAACCACGCAACCCACUUUUGGAAACCGAGCAAACCCAACAAGACCCUGAGCCCUCUGAGGAUAGUCCGGAAUUCGGAGUGGUACCUCGGCCACGACGUCAUAGGCUUCCUCGGUACUGUCGGCCGGAACUUCAGGCUGGGAAAGAUGAUGUCGAGAACGAGUGUACAGCAACGUCUAAACUCUAGUGAGGGCAUCAGCCUGGCUGAAUUCUCGUACCAGGUCUUCCAGGCAUACGACUGGCUGCACCUGUACGACAACUACAAGUGUCGAUUUCAGAUAGGAGGUGGUGACCAGCUCGGCAACAUCGAUUCGGGCCAUGACCUGAUCAAGAAAACAAGGUCGGAUGUGGCCUAUGGCCUGCUGGUUCCGCUCAUUACAGCAGAGUCCGGCGACAAGUACGGAAAGUCGUCCGGCAACGCGGUGUGGCUGGACCCACGCAAGACGUCGCCGUACGAUUUCUACCAGUUUUUCCUGCGCUUGAAAGACGCUGAGGCAGUGCAGCUCCUGAAGCUGUUUCUCUUUGCGGAUCUGCGGGAGCUGGACGCCCUCAUCGAAGCACAAAUGAGAACUCCCGAGAAACGAGUGGCUCAGAAGCGGCUUGCCGAAGACCUCACGCUACUUGUUCACGGUGAGAAGGGCUUAGAACUGGCGAAACGUGCCAGUGCAGUGCUCUUCGGUGGAGACGCUGCGGCCGAAGCGCUGCAGCAUCUGAAGGAGGAAGAGCUGCACCUGAUUUUCGGGGACGCCAGUUUCGCAACGCUCGCAUCCGAGGCGGGAACGACCAUACUGGACAUGGCCAUGAAGGCCCGCCUCUUCCCAACCAUGAACGACGCUCUCCGCAUUAUAACAGCCGGUGGGCUUUACAUCAACCAGUGUCGCGUGAGCACGCCGGACCACGUGAUUGUUCCCGGUGUCCACGUGUUGCCCAGCAACUACACACUAGCGAGAGUUGGCAAGAAAAACUACUACCUCAUCAAAUGGCUCGUUUGACAAACGA
Molecule: messenger RNA, 1513 nt
Organism: Rhipicephalus sanguineus (brown dog tick)
Lineage: Eukaryota; Metazoa; Arthropoda; Arachnida; Ixodida; Ixodidae
Gene: TyrRS-m
Product: tyrosine--tRNA ligase, mitochondrial
Exons: 13
Coding region: 82-1506 (474 amino acids)
Biological process (GO): tyrosyl-tRNA aminoacylation
Cellular component (GO): cytosol; mitochondrion
Molecular function (GO): tyrosine-tRNA ligase activity; ATP binding; RNA binding
Source: RefSeq, a predicted model, not a curated record